Molecule: messenger RNA, 723 nt
Organism: Triticum turgidum subsp. durum (durum wheat)
Lineage: Eukaryota; Viridiplantae; Streptophyta; Magnoliopsida; Poales; Poaceae
Source: the annotation of a GenBank genome assembly
AUGGCAUGGGGAGGCCUCUUCUUGAGCCUGAGCCGCCCGACACCGGAGCAGCAGAAGUCGUGCCUCGCGGCUGCCGGCGGCUUCAACUACGACGCGGAUCUCCACGGCGCCACCCACCCGAAAUCACCAGCCGCAUUAACAACCUCUGAAGACACCGACAGGGCGCUGGCCGACCGUGGCUUCUCCGUGAACCGGUCGCGAGUCCUUGUCGGCUCCGGCGCCGACGCCUUCCGCCACGCCAAUGUUGUACUAUAUGUUUGCAGCAAUGCUGGAAACCGUUGGUCGUUGUCCGUCAGGCACCUGGCGCUGGGGUGGGCGGAGGCGGAGCCGGGCACGCCGGUGAAGGCCGGCGCGAGGUUCUGCAUCUGCUACAGGGAGGUGGUCCCCUGGGUGAUGUUCCCGCUGCAGAUCGCCUACGUCACCGACGACAAGUACGAUGGUGGCAAGCGCGGGAAAGGCGGCGGCGUGUUCGCGUUCGGCAGCGGCACCCUGCAGGGCCAUCUGCUGGCCGGGGAGGAGCGGUUCUCGGUGGAGGUGGACGCGGAGGAGCGGGUGUGGUACGAGGUGGUGUCCUUCUCCAAGCCGGCGCACCCGCUGUCGGCGCUGUGCUACCCGUACGUGCGCCUCCGGCAGAGGCACUUCGCGCGGGAGUCCGGCAAGGCGGUGCUCAGGCACGUCGCCGCCGCAGCCUGCUCGCCGACUGCGACGCCAACGACGCGGUGA